Messenger RNA from Rhizoctonia solani, 639 nucleotides. RefSeq lists its product as uncharacterized. Bases 1 to 639 code for a protein of 212 amino acids. The record is from RefSeq and is a predicted model, not a curated record. Gene Ontology annotation, molecular function: transcription coregulator activity. Gene Ontology annotation, biological process: regulation of transcription by RNA polymerase II. The transcript is spliced from 4 exons. Gene Ontology annotation, cellular component: core mediator complex; mediator complex. NCBI's taxonomy places the organism in Eukaryota, Fungi, Basidiomycota, Agaricomycetes, Cantharellales, Ceratobasidiaceae.
AUGUCUAUACAGCCACUCGAGCCCGAAACGACCCAAGACCUGAUUCAUGCACCACUGACGACCUUCGAGACGCUCACUCACUCGCUCUUUUCCUCGCUCUCUCAAUCUGGUUUACGUACCCAAACACAGCAACAAGCCCCUCACAUCUCGACAUUUCUCGAGACAGACUUGUACCGAGUCCUGGAGUUGGAUGAAAAGCUGAGAACUGUAUGGUCAAGCCUCGACGAAGCGCAUAAAGAGUUGGGUGGGAUUGUUGAGGAGGGAGAGAAGAGGAUUAAGGAAAUUGAAUUGUCUGCCAAGGGCGCUGUUCCCUACCAACAGCUUCUCAACUAUGCCUCUAUUCUGAGCGGAUUUACAUCUGCACCGCCGACUUCGAAAGGACCUAUCGGACCAGACCAACCAGCCCCACACUGGAUUAAGCCUCCCUUCCCGAACGAAGAGAAAAUGCGUGCUGGGAGGUUGGCCGAACGACCAGCUUUGGAGAGGGUUAAUCCCAAGGAACCUGAAAACCUUCGCUCGCCCUCUGUCGACCCGGUCGAAGCAGCUUUCAAUCCAUACAGACAUGACUAUCAAAGACACCAAGCCCAAAUGCAACAAGAAGCCGACCUGCUGGAUCUGGAUCUCAAUCCGGACCUAUAA